AUGGCUAUGAUCCAAGCAAAUCGCAUAGGUAUCAAAGACGUAGGAUCUACAGCAAACGUACCAAACAAUGAUAUUGCAAAAUUGAUGUAUUACUUCAAGUGUGUAUGUGGAGCAAUUGAAUGCAAUAUGACUCCACAGAUGAAUCGUUUGAGUAGCUAUAACAGUUGGAGAUAUUUAUCUGCUGAUGAAAUUCGACAACUAAUCGCUCUGUGUUAUGUAUUUAGUCCAGAUGUCUUUGAAGAUAAAGUUUUUUUCAAUAAUCCAGCGUUGUGCGGAAACUCUUCGAAUAAAUUCUAUGAAAUCAGUCAAGUUCGUAAUCAACUUCUUGCCGUUUCGUCUAUUGUAAUUAGUGGUCAAAGUCGACGAGUGAACAAAAUCAUGGUCUACAAAAGGACGUGGAUGACGGAAUACUUUGCUAAUCCGAUGUUACGUCUUGUUCAACGUUAUUCUGCGUAA
This is a messenger RNA of Rotaria socialis, 456 nucleotides long. NCBI's taxonomy places the organism in Eukaryota, Metazoa, Rotifera, Eurotatoria, Philodinida, Philodinidae. The record is from the annotation of a GenBank genome assembly.